Molecule: messenger RNA, 2195 nt
Organism: Cydia pomonella (codling moth)
Lineage: Eukaryota; Metazoa; Arthropoda; Insecta; Lepidoptera; Tortricidae
Product: circadian clock-controlled protein daywake-like
Exons: 5
Coding region: 21-803 (260 amino acids)
Source: RefSeq, a predicted model, not a curated record
CGUAGCUGCAUGCAUAUUUAAUGCUUGCUAAAUCAGUAUUGCUGGUACAAGGUGGAUAUAGUACGGAGGGAUCAGUCGUGUGGCCUAUCUUCAAAAUGUUUGUGAAAUCGUUGGUGGCUGUUGCCUUUGUAGGUUUAGUUAGCUCUAGUGCAGUACCCCUAACAAAAUGCAAGAUAGACGACUCCAAAUGCAUCAAACAGAACACGGAAGUGCUGAUCCCUCUCUUCGCUGCCGGAAUCCCGGAUCUUGGCAUUGAGCAGUUAGAUCCCGUCUCGUUUAAAAAGAUCGACUCCAGCAGCGAUUUGCUGAAGCUGGUCUUCAGAGAUGCUACCCUUAAAGGACUGAGCACGUGCAGAUUUAAGAGUGUUAAACGCGAAGCUACCAAGUUGAGCGCCAAAAUCCACUGCGAUGUCUCCCUGGACGGCAAGUACGACAUGAAGGGGCAAAUCCUGGGUCUCCCCAUCAACGGUGACGGAAACAUGCACAUCGAGCACGAAAAGGUUGAGAUCACCUUCGAACUGAACUACAAGGAAGAAACUGGUGCUGAUGGCAAGAAGCACUGGACCACUGGCGCCUGGACGCACUCUUUCGCCUACAAGGGCAAGACCAAGAUGGAGUUCGACAACCUGUUCGGUGGAAACGAAAUUCUAGGCCGUGCCGCCCGCGAACUCAUGAGGACCAGCGCCAACGAUAUAGCGAGCAUCACCGCCGGACCUGUGAUCAAAACCAUCACUGGCAGAAUUCUGAAGAACGUCAAGAUCUUCUUCGAGAAAGUGCCGGUGGAAGAUUUUGUCCUGGAAUAAAUGGCUUAAUUAGCCAUUGGGAAUUGUCGUAACUGAAACGACAUACGCGGUAUAUAUAAAAAACUGUCGUGUUUUGCCGAUCUGUUUAUCGAAACGGGUCGUGCGACUGUCGAUUUAGUUAGGACAAUUUAUUAAUUAGGCUCCUCAUGUAUGUACGGUCAACGAAUUUAAUUCUAGUACCAGGUCGUACCUCGUCACAGUGACAAUAGUAUGAGGUAUGAGGUGAGGUGUAGUAUGAGGUGCUUAGCGACUUCCAUAUUGGUUGUCACUGUGACCAGGUACGAAAUUGUACUCAAAUUAAAUUCUUUGGCUGUACGUGCGGUGCGUACAAAAUAGCGAUUUACGAAACGUCAGGCAAUGAAAACAUGGUCCUUUGUACGGACAGAAACGCUCAUUUAAUCAUACUCCGGGUUUUGGAUGCGGUAAUGUUACCUCCUAGCAACGCAUUUGCUGCCGCUCCCCAAAUCCGGGGGUAUGCUUAAAUUUUUUCUGCUUUGUCGCAAAACUAGGACAUCUAAGAGUGAACCUAGUGGAAACAGCUAUAAUUCCGACCUGAAAGUCUGGCCGAGUUAUUUGGUAGUCCUAGACUAUCCGAUCGGUUAAACCUCCUAAAGCCCAUCAUACAAAAAAUGUCAUUUGAAUUUAAAAUCAAUACUGAAGGAUAUAUGGUUGAAUAUAUUUUGUUUUAAAAUCAAAAGAAAUGCAACUCUAAUUAAAUUCAAAUGGUUUUAAAAACAUUAAAGUAAUAAGUACUACUGGUAGGUAAAAUAAUGGCAGCUGAUAUUUAAGAUAAGUGACUACGUCAGUGGAGUGCAUUUAGUCACAGAGAGAUGAAGUGGACACAAUGGUUAAUUUCUACUCGAUGAUGACGAAGAUGACAUAAAGGAAAUUGUCACAAGCUGUACAUGAAUCCCAAAUCGACAGCUCUUCCCACCAGACUUUAAGGCCGAUAAAGGACUGCAUUCCUACAGGAAAAGUCAACUAUGGUUUAACGUUUUCCAUAAAGUCUGCAGUCGGAAUGUAGUCUGUACAAACCUUUGGUUUCUGAAUGUCUGUACAAACAUUUGGUUUCUUAAUGUCUGUACAAACCUGUGGUUUCUGAAUGUCUGUACAAACCUUUGGUUUCUGAAUGUCUGUACAAACCUUUGGUUUCUGAAUGUCUGUAUAAACCAAAGCUGUUAUGUAUGUUUUGUUAACUAUAAAGUACUUUGCCAUUUUCUAUGCAGGAUAAUUCAUAGUAAAAAAAAACUAUAGUCCACUCGAUGUUUCAAGUAUGUACUAAACUCGUGUAAGUAAAUUAAACGUUAUUGUUGUUAUUUGCCAAGAACUGAAAUGGGAAAUGUUAAGACGGCUUUUUUACAAUUUGUAUGAAUAAAAUCUUUUGAGAAUUUA